AUGAUUGUCUUUGCUGGACUUGCUGUAAAACUGAAAUGGCAGGGAGCAAAGUUUUUCUUCUCCUAUAAGAGAACGCGUUUCACGGUACAUUACAGUGCUACUUUGGUUGUAACAUGCAUUAAUUUUCCAUCACAAAGGGUUGAUAGAGGGCUUUUCAAGUGAAAGUAUAAAAAAACAAAGCCAAAUUAAUUACAGCGACAACCAGAAAAAUGAAAAAAAAAUUGCCAGAAGCUGAUCAAGACUUGAAUUAAAAACAGCCAGAAUGCUCAGAGGAUGGAACUAAAUGUGCACAAGCUAUCACACUGCAAUUGGUUGAAGUUUUACAUCUAAUUCGUUGAGAAGGUAGUAAAACUUUUAUGGACCAAUCGCCAAGUGAGUGAUUGUAAUCUUGGAUUGUUCUCAACACUUGAUUGAAAUUUCUCUAUCUGGACAAACUGGGUGUGGAUGUUUUAGUAAGAUAAUUAGCACCAUUAUUAUAAUUGUAAUUGGAAAGGAAGUGAGACUCAGAGGGAGUACUUAGUUUGAUAAAAAUGACAGGGAUUCUUACUAUCUAGAACCUCUUAAGUAUUAUAGAUCGAUAUGGGUCUGGCAAUAUGUCUUUUGGCUUGCUGAAAUACCAAUCCAACUUUAAAACAAUUCAAAUGUUUCACCUACUAUCAGGUUGUUAUUUGGUGCGUGGUAUUUGUAGAAGCCAUUGUGGUGCUGGUGAGAAGGGAGAAUCAUUUUCGAGUAACAAGAUCUCUGCGCCCACUCUUUCUUAUUGACACGCGUUACUGUUCUGGGGUGAGAAGGUGAGUCUCAUUCUGUAAGUUAAAAUUGAAGUUAAAAUUGUCACUGUGGUUUGUGUAAAUAAAUUUGUUGUUUAUUCUUCCAACCUCAGAGUAUUAACAGGAUCCAAAAAUCCUUCCUGGAAGAAUUUUCCCACCAAUUCGUGA
This is a messenger RNA of Pocillopora meandrina, 935 nucleotides long. The record is from the annotation of a GenBank genome assembly. Lineage: Eukaryota; Metazoa; Cnidaria; Anthozoa; Scleractinia; Pocilloporidae.